Molecule: messenger RNA, 2375 nt
Organism: Odobenus rosmarus divergens (Pacific walrus)
Lineage: Eukaryota; Metazoa; Chordata; Mammalia; Carnivora; Odobenidae
Gene: ZNF263
Product: zinc finger protein 263
Exons: 6
Coding region: 53-2107 (684 amino acids)
Biological process (GO): regulation of transcription by RNA polymerase II
Molecular function (GO): DNA-binding transcription factor activity, RNA polymerase II-specific; RNA polymerase II cis-regulatory region sequence-specific DNA binding
Source: RefSeq, a predicted model, not a curated record
UCCCGGGCGGGCGCAGCUGGUUUCGGGGCCAAGGCGCUCCCGGGGCCUGACGAUGGCGUCAGGCCCGGGCACCCAAGAUCAGGAAGGGCUCCUGAUAGUGAAACUGGAGGAGGACUGCGCCUGGAGCCAGGAGCUGCCCCCGCCAGAUCCAGAACCCAGCCCUGAGGCCUCCCACUUACGCUUCAGACGGUUCCGCUUCCAAGAGGCAGCUGGGCCCCGGGAAGCCCUCAGCCGGCUCCAGGAGCUCUGCCAUGAGUGGCUGCGGCCUGAAAUGCGUACCAAGGAGCAAAUCCUGGAGCUGCUGGUACUGGAGCAGUUCCUGACCAUCCUGCCCCAGGAGAUCCAGAGCAGGGUGCAGGAGCUGCAUCCUGAGAGCGGCGAGGAAGCGGUGACCCUUGUGGAGGACAUGCAGAGAGAGCUUGGGAGGCUGCGACUACAGGUCACAAACCAUAGGCGGGGAACAGAAGUGCUUUUGGAGGAGCCUUUGCCUCUGGAAACAGCACGAGAGUCACCGAGCUUCAAGUUGGAGCCAAUGGAGACUGAGCGAAGCCCUGGCCCCAGGCUGCAGGAGCUGCUAGGCCCCAGCCCCAAAAGGGACCCCCAAGCUGUAAAGGAGAGGGCAUUGUCUGCUCCCUGGCUUUCUCUCUUUCCUGCUGAAGGAAACAUGGAAGACAAGGAGAUGACUGGGCCCCAGUUGCCUGAGAGCUUAGAGGACGUGGCUAUGUACAUCUCCCAGGAGGAGUGGGGGCAUCAGGAUCCUAGUAAGAGGGCCCUCUCCAGGGACACGGUGCAGGAGAGUUAUGAGAAUGUGGACUCACUGGAGUCUCAGGUUCCUAGUCAGGAGACCCUGAGCACCCAUGUGGAACAAGGAGGAAAGCCAUGGGAUCCCAGUGUUCAGACUUGCAAGGAGGGCCUGAGUCUCAGAAGCCCAGCUCCAGGAGAAGAGAAGUUUGAGAACCAGGAAGAAAGUGCUCAGUCUGUUUCCCCUGAGAGCGUCCACCCACAGGCACUGCUGCCUGGCCAGGCCAGAGGGGAGGUGCCCUGGAGUCCUGAGCAGGGAAGGCCUCGGGACAGGGCAGAAGGGCACUGGGAGCCUCCCGCAGAGGAAGGGAUGGAGCCGUCCUUAGUGGGGGCCACAAGUUGCAGAGAACUGGGGCGACCAAAGGAAUUGCAGCCGAAGAAGCUCCACUUAUGUCCCUUGUGUGGCAAAAAUUUCUCUAACAACUCGAACCUAAUUAGGCACCAGAGAAUACAUGCAGCAGAGAGACUGUGUAUGGGUGUGGAGUGUGGCGAAAUCUUUGGUGGGAACCCACACUUUCUGUCACUACACAGAGCACACUUGGGAGAGGAGGCCCAUAAGUGCCUGGAAUGUGGAAAAAGCUUCAGUCAGAAUACCCACCUGACUCGCCAUCAGCGCACCCACACGGGUGAGAAACCCUAUCAAUGUAACGUAUGUGGAAAAAGCUUCUCUUGCAACUCAAACCUUCACAGGCACCAGAGGACACACACAGGCGAAAAGCCCUACAAGUGCCCCGAGUGUGGGGAGAUCUUUGCUCAUAGUUCCAACCUCCUUAGACACCAAAGGAUUCACACGGGAGAGAGACCUUAUAAGUGUGCCGAGUGUGGGAAAAAUUUCUCUCGCAGUUCACACCUUGUCAUACAUGAAAGAACUCAUGAGAAAGAGAGGCUUUACCCUUUCUCUGGGUGUGGGGAAGCAGUGAGUGACAGCACACUCUUUCUUACAAAUCAUGGAACCCACAAGGCAGAGAAAAAACUCUUCGAAUGUUUGACUUGUGGGAAAAGCUUCCGGCAGGGCAUGCACCUUACCAGACAUCAGAGAACGCACACAGGGGAGAAACCAUAUAAGUGUAACCUUUGCGGGGAAAACUUCUCUCAUAGAUCAAACUUAAUCAGGCACCAGAGAAUUCACACGGGAGAAAAACCCUAUACCUGUCAUGAGUGUGGAGACAGUUUUUCUCACAGCUCCAAUCGGAUUCGUCAUCUGAGAACCCAUACGGGAGAGAGACCCUAUAAAUGUUCUGAAUGUGGAGAGAGCUUUUCUCGGAGUUCACGCCUUAUGAGUCACCAGAGAACUCACACGGGAUAGAAACAAUGGGAUUUCCCUUUGGCCCAGAUAAGGUGGCAUACUCAGAGGGUCCUGUUAAGAGCUGGUCUUCUUUGCCCAGCCCACCAAAUGAUCUGUUUUUAAAGUAAUUACUAUAAAGAGGAACAAGGUGGGGGUUAUUGUGAGGGAGGUGCAGAGGCAGCAAAGGAUUAGCGUAGAACUAAAACGGAAUUCUGUCCAAACUAUUGAGGGUGGCAAGUCUUUGAGAUGACCUUCUCUAUGAAGCCUCUUGUCCCAGGGCACACCUACU